Messenger RNA from Penicillium bovifimosum, 4119 nucleotides. RefSeq names its product putative ABC multidrug transporter. The transcript is spliced from 4 exons. Gene Ontology annotation, cellular component: membrane. NCBI's taxonomy places the organism in Eukaryota, Fungi, Ascomycota, Eurotiomycetes, Eurotiales, Aspergillaceae. Bases 1 to 4119 code for a protein of 1372 amino acids. Gene Ontology annotation, biological process: transmembrane transport. The record is from RefSeq and is a predicted model, not a curated record. Gene Ontology annotation, molecular function: ABC-type transporter activity; ATP hydrolysis activity; ATP binding.
AUGGAGGAGUCAAAAAAAACCCCCGACGCGUAUUUGCAACGCAGCCUGGCUGCUGGCUACAAGAAGCAGCAGCUUGGUGUCACCUGGCAGGAUCUCUCCGUCCAGGUGAUCAGCCCCGAGGCUGCCGUCUGCGAGACUGUUGUCUCGCAGUUCAACAUCCCUACACGAAUCCGAGAGGGCCGCCGAAAUCCUCCAAUGCGAACAAUCCUCAACAAAAGUCAUGGAUGCGUGAAGCCUGGCGAAAUGCUGCUUGUCCUCGGCAGACCUGGUUCUGGCUGCACGACCUUGUUGAAGAUGCUUGCCAACAGACGAGGAGGAUACAAAUCGGUGGAGGGCAGUGUUCGCUUUGGAUCCAUGACACCUAAAGAGGCUGAACCUUUCCGAGGCCAGAUUGUCAUGAACACCGAGGAAGAGAUCUUCUUCCCAACCCUAACAGUUGGCGAGACCAUGGACUUUGCGACGCGUCUAAAGGUACCAUUCAAUCUGCCGGAAGGUAUGUCUCCCGCGGAAUAUCAACAGGCUUUCAAGGAGUUCCUCCUUGAAUCCGUUGGAAUCUCGCACACCGCAGACACCAAAGUGGGGAAUGAGUAUGUUCGUGGUGUGAGUGGCGGUGAACGGAAGCGAGUGUCCAUCAUAGAAUGUAUGGCCACUAGAGGGUCCGUGUUCUGCUGGGAUCAAUCAACUCGUGGUCUCGAUGCUUCCACUGCGCUGGAGUGGACGAAAGCUAUCAGAGCCAUGACUGACACCCUGAACUUAUCGACCAUCGUCACUCUGUACCAGGCUGGCAACGGAAUUUACGAUCUGUUCGACAAGGUACUUGUGCUUGAUGACGGCGAGCAGAUUUUCUACGGUCCCAGAGAGGAAGCAAGGCCAUUCAUGGAAGAAGCCGGAUUCCUUUGCCGCGAGGGCUCGAACAUCGCUGAUUACCUGACCGGUGUCACUGUGCCCACGGAGCGCAGAAUCCGCGACGGGUUUGAGAACCGCUUCCCGCGCAACGCGGAAGCACUCAGAACUCGGUAUGAGAGUUCCGUAAUCCAUGCGAGCAUGAUUGGCGAAUACUCCUACCCAGAGUCUGAACUCGCCCGCAGCCGCACCGACGAGUUCAAGGAAGGUGUGGCGUUGGAGGCGUCCAAUCGCCUCCCAAAAGAAACCCCGUUUACCGUCGGCUUCCUUGACCAGGUCAAGAUCUGUGUGCAGCGUCAAUACCAAAUCCUCUGGGGGGACAAAGCUACUUUCAUCAUCAAGCAGGUGGCGACCCUUAUACAGGCCCUGAUUGCCGGUUCCCUCUUCUAUGAUGCUCCCGACAAUUCUGCUGGUCUUUUUGUCAAAUCGGGAGCUUUAUUCUUCUCCUUGUUGUACAACACCUUGCUCGCCAUGAGUGAGGUGGUUGAAUCGUUCCAUGGCAGACGUGUGCUGAUCAAGCAGAAGGGCUUUGCCUUCUUUCACCCAUCUGCCUUCUGUCUUGCUCAAAUCGCCGCAGACAUUCCUAUCUUGCUCUUCCAAAUCUCCAUCUUCGGUGCGGUCAUUUACUUUAUGGUUGGGCUCACGAUGUCCGCGGGUGCGUUCUUCACCUACUGGGUCAUGGUUUUCACCACUACGAUGGCUAUGACUGCGCUAUUCCGAGCUGUGGGUGCUGUCUUCUCCACCUUUGAUGGCGCCUCAAAAGUUUCCGGUCUGCUCAUUAUGUCAACUAUUAUGUACACCGGUUACAUGAUUCCGAAGCCUUCAAUGCACCCUUGGCUUGGAUGGAUCUUCUGGAUCGAUCCCCUUGCUUACGGAUUUGAGACCUUGCUGAGUGUGGAAUUCCACGGCAAAGAAGCAAUUCCAUGUGUCGGCAACAAUCUGAUUCCCAGCGGUCCGGGAUAUGAGAAUCCAGCCUUUCAAUCUUGCGCUGGUGUGGCCGGCGCAAUUCAAGGCCAGAACUUUGUAAACGGCGACAACUACCUCGCAGCUUUCUCUUACAGUCAUUCGCACAUAUGGCGCAAUCUCGGCAUCAACUGGGCCUGGUGGGCUUUGUUUGUGUUCGCCACGAUUGUUGCAACCUCGCGAUGGAAGUCUCCUUCCGAGUCGGGUAGCAUGCUCGUCAUUCCCCGUGAAUACUUACACAGGCACGUUCGCAACCAGCGGAAGGACGAGGAGGGUCAGGCCCUCGAGAAGAUUGUCACUGCCACCAAGGACGAGGGCACUAACCUUGAAACCGAGUUGCUUCGUAACACCUCUGUCUUCACAUGGAAAAAUCUCACCUACACUGUCAAGACACCCACCGGCGACCAAGUCCUCCUCGAUAAUGUUCACGGAUGGGUGAAGCCUGGUAUGCUCGGUGCCCUGAUGGGUUCCUCUGGCGCCGGUAAAACCACCCUGCUCGAUGUACUCGCUCAGCGCAAAACCGAGGGUACUAUCAACGGGUCGAUCCUGGUCGACGGCCGCCCGCUGCCCGUCUCAUUCCAGCGGUCAGCAGGGUACGUGGAACAGCUGGAUGUCCAUGAACGUAUGGCGACCGUCCGGGAGGCGCUGGAGUUUUCGGCCCUGCUACGUCAACCUGCUACCACUCCACGUCAAGAGAAACUCGCCUACGUGGAAGUCAUUAUUGACUUGCUUGAGCUUCACGAUCUUGCAGAUACCAUGAUUGGUAGCGUUGGCGCCGGAUUGAGUGUCGAGCAGCGAAAGCGCGUGACCAUUGGCGUGGAACUGGUUGCCAAACCCAGUAUCCUGAUCUUCUUGGAUGAGCCCACCAGUGGUCUCGAUGGCCAAAGCGCCUACAACACUGUCAGAUUCCUUCGCCGACUGGCAGAUGCUGGACAGGCUGUUCUAGUCACCGUUCAUCAGCCAUCUGCACAACUUUUCGCUGAGUUCGAUCAGCUUCUUCUUCUGGCCAAAGGCGGCAAGACUGUGUACUUUGGUCCCAUCGGAGAGAAUGCCGCCGCGAUCAAGGACUAUUUUUCGCGCCAUGGGGCGCCAUGCCCGCCCGAGACCAACCCUGCUGAACAUAUGAUUGAUGUAGUUUCAGGCCAACUCAGUCAGGGCAGAGAUUGGAGCCAGCUCUGGCUCGAGUCGCCUGAACACAAUGACAUGAUUCAGGAGCUUGACAAUAUCAUUGAAGAGGCUGCUGCUAAGCCGCAAGCCGUCACUGGUGAUGGUCGGGAGUUUGCUUGCACCCUUUGGGAGCAAACGGUGUUGGUCCUGAAACGUACUUCACUGGCCCUGUACCGAAACUGCGACUAUAUCAACAACAAGUUUGCCCUCCAUAUCGUGAAUGGCUUGUUCGUCGGUUUCAGUUACUGGAUGAUUGGGACCUCUGUCUCGGACCUGCAGAAUGUUUUAUUUUUUGUGUUCAACGCAGUCUUUGUCGCUCCCGGCGUGAUCGCUCAAUUGCAGCCGACGUUCAUUGAGCGGCGAGAUUUGUUUGAGGCUCGCGAAAAGAAGGCCAAAAUGUACUCAUGGAAAGCAUUUACGAUUGGCUUGGUCAUCUCGGAGUUUCCUUACCUGGUUGUCUGUGCCGCCCUCUUCUUCAACUGUUGGUAUUGGACAGGCGGGAUGCCCGUCGAGUCUUCCAAGAGCGGUUCCGUCUUCUUUGUGUUCUUCCUCUAUGAGUUCCUCUAUACCGGGAUUGGACAAUUUGUUGCUGCAUAUGCACCCAACGCCCAUAUGGCUGCCAUGAUGAAUCCUCUCGUACUGGGCACAUUGAUUUCCUUCUGCGGCGUUCUCGUCCCUUAUGCCCAAAUCGUCACCUUCUGGCGAUACUGGAUCUACUGGCUAAACCCAUUCAACUACCUCAUGGGCAGCAUGCUGGUAUUCACUCUGUUUGACCGCGAGGUCAAAUGCAAGGAGGUCGAAUUUGCCAAGUUCGAUACACCCAAUGGCACGACCUGCGGUGAAUAUCUUAGCGACUAUAUGCAGAGCAUCGGCAGUCGGAUGAACCUCAUCAAUCCCGAGGCUACCUCUGGAUGCCGCGUGUGUGAGUACACACGUGGCGCUGAUUAUCUCUUCACUCUCAAUCUCAAGGACUACUUCUAUGGCUGGAGAGACGCAGGUAUCGUGGCUCUCUUUGUUUGCAGCUCGUAUGCUUUGGUAUUUAUUCUCAUGAAAUUGAGGACCAAAGCAUCCAAGAAGGCUGAGUGA